Colossoma macropomum (tambaqui) is the source of this 2521-nucleotide messenger RNA. RefSeq names its product zinc finger, CCHC domain containing 7 (gene zcchc7). Lineage: Eukaryota; Metazoa; Chordata; Actinopteri; Characiformes; Serrasalmidae. Gene Ontology annotation, molecular function: zinc ion binding; nucleic acid binding. Bases 1 to 1893 code for a protein of 630 amino acids. The record is from RefSeq and is a predicted model, not a curated record. The transcript is spliced from 11 exons.
AUGUACCGAAUUGAGACCCCACGCGACGGAUCACAGUUGGCCAACCAUUUUUCUUCUCGGAGGACCCACGGAAGCCGAAGCGCCCUGCGCUUCAAAAUACCGGAGUCUGAUAAGCGAACAGGGCAUUUCCUCAAGAUGUUCUGGGGGUAUCAGGAGCGGGAGGAGUAUGAAGAUGAGCUGUACCGUGUGGAAGAUGAGGAGGACGCCAGCCUGUCUGAGCCUGACAGUGAGCUGGAGUUUCAGCUCUAUUCCCAGCUCCACUACGUUACUGAGGACCAGGAGAACCAUCAGGACCAUACAGGCUCCGACUCUGCUCAGGAACAACCCCAGAAAGAAGUACCUCAGACUGGACAGAGAAAGCGUCCCGCUCCCACAGAACCUUCCGAGGUCAUUGUGAUCGACUCCGGUCCGGAUAUCAUCUUGCUUUCAGACACCACAGAGACGGAGGACAGUGUAUGUACCACCAAAGGUCAAAAGUCACAGGGUUGCACCAAGGCGAAUAGUAAACCCGACCCGUCUUCAUGUCCUCCUCAGUGGAAAGCACUCAAGAACAUGGCCGAGGAAGUGGUGGUCGUGGAGUCAGGAUCCAACGACGAUUCAGAUUCAGAUUCAGACUCGGCUCCUCCUUUCGUGGCAGAUCUGGACUCGGAUUCAGAUUCUGAUUCGGAUGUGCUGGAAAACUGGAUGAUUCUUGGCAGAGGAAAGGAAGACGGAGACCAGGACAUUCAGCUUAAUCUCUCGGUGGAGGCCAACAGUGACCUGCAAGGUUGUGUUGAAGAUGGAGGAGACCCGCAGAACUGGGCUGUCUCAGAUAAAGACAGGGAGGCGCAGAUUUUUAAUAAAGGAGCCGGCCUGAGGCGAUUGUCUAACCGAUACUAUAUGGAGAAGACAGUCACCUGCCACAACUGUAAAAAAACUGGCCACCUCUCUAAAAACUGCCCUUCACCCAAGAAGCUGCUGUGUUGUUCGUUAUGUGGCACUCCGGGUCACUUUGUGAAAGUCUGCCCCAACCGUCACUGCUCUAACUGCUCCCUGCCCGGCCAUACGUUCGACGACUGUUUGGAGAAAGCCUACUGGCACAAGCGCUGUCACCGCUGCGGCAUGAUCGGACACUUCCUUGACGCCUGUCCAGAUAUUUGGAGACAGUAUCACAUCACAACAGUGGCAGGUCCCCCAGUAAAAGCUCCUUAUCCAAAAGCCAAGACCACUGGAUUCUGCUACAACUGCUCUAGACAAGGACACUUCGGCCAUGAGUGCACGGAGAAGAGGAUGUUUAUGGGGACGUAUCCCACGCUGCCGUUUGUCUCCUGCUAUGACAACUAUGGGGAUUUAAGACGCCUGGAGCACAGAGUGCAGAAACAAGUACAAGAGUUGCUGAAUGCCGGUCUGUUAGAGCAGCAAGACGAAGCUGUAUAUACUCCCCAACCUCCUCGAAAGAAACAGAAACACAACCUCAAAAACACACUUUUCCCAUUCACGCCCAGCGGACGCCCCCCGAAGAAACGCAUCGCACACACCCCUAAACAUAACCCCCCAGCAACACCCAAAGUCAGCGCACAGACCCCGGCGAAGAAGGCCACACCCGUUCAACAGCUAGAGGGUAAGAAGAAGAAGAAGAAAAACAACAAGAAGAAGGAUGGGAGUGUAAUCGACGUGGACCAGGAAUUUCCCCGAGGGUUCCAGAAAAGCCCCCACGGCAGAGCAGCCUCCACUCCGCCGUGUGGAGUCAAAGGCAGCCCUGCUAUGCUCUUCAGCUCAGGGAAAGGCUUGGAAAAAAGCAACAAGAAGAAAAACAAAUUCAAGAAGUGGGCGAGGAAAGCAGCUAAUGACAAGAACCACCAAGCCUCAGAUGAAAACCUGUUUCUGAUCAAACAAAGGAAGCGUAGCAGAUAGCCGUGUGCGUGAGGGAGAGUGUGAGAGUGCGUGUAUGCGGACAUGGAUGUGUGUCGGUCUCUGUGAAUCCGUCUGAUGAGGACAGUUGUUAGAAUGAGCUCGAGAAUUUGGCUCCCUCUGCUGGCCAAAGCCCAAAGUGCAGGCACAUUUCCUGCAGCACUGACCUUAAAGGAACAGCUCGAGCAUACAUGCUAACAUUGGAUGGACACCAGUGCUCAAUUAACUUGAUUUGCAUACUGCUAAAUAAUGACUAUUCACUUUCAUUUUCUUAGCAACAUUAGCGACUGUUUUUCUGGAAGAAACAGAUGCUAACAUGACUAACGAAGCACUGCUGCUAGUACUCAUCAGUUAGCAUGAUCUCCAUAAUGCUAACUAAUGAGUAUUCAGUUUAAUUCAUCGUUAGCAACAUUGGUGUUUCCAACGACGAUAGCCAUCCAUUAGCAUGAUAUGCACAAUGCUAAUAGAGUGCUGUCAGUCACUGUUAGCAACAAAGCGGUUCCUUUAGCUCAGCUUUUUUAAGAACUUUGUGAUCAUGUUUGCCAGUAUUAAGAAAACCCUGACCAGAUAUGUUGUUAAGCCACUCGGAGGAAAAAAACAGACGGUUAAUAAAAUACAUUUUCUUCGUUUA